AUGGCGUUCCAAAUAACCAAAAGUAUGCAAAUUAAAUCAUCAAAAUGUUCAAUAAUAUCAAUUAAAAAGAUUUCUCGUUCUUUACUGAUUAAUAAUCAACGAAGAAAUUCAACUGCUGUUGCUGCUACAACAACACCAAUUACUCAUUCAAAAUUAUUAAAUUAUAAAAUAAAUAAGAAAUAUUAUACUACUGAGAACACUAAUAAUACUAAUAAUACUAACGCUCAAAACCCAUCAUCUUCAAAUGAUGCAAUCAACAAAGGUAAGAUCCUUGAAAAAAAAACCACAUCUGGAAUAGAGUCAACUAUUAAUGCAAUACCUUUACUUCCUAUAGCAUUGAUUAUUGCAGCAACAGCAUUAACGGGUCUUGGCUUUUAUCAAUACUUCACUUCUAAUGUUCACAAAUAUCCACCAGAAAUCAGAAACAACCUAAAGAAAGGUUUGUAUUACCAGAACUAUCAGAAUGAUCCAAACAAAGCAGUCAACUACUACCAGAAUGCUUUGAAUCAGGCAUAUAAUGAUGAAAGUUUGGAUAAUUCGUCGCCGGAAGUUACUGGAAUUAUGAUUCUGUUGGCUGGAUUAUAUGAAGAAAUUGGAAGAAUGCGUGAUGCAGUUGAUGUUUACACGAUGGCUUAUGAUUCAAUAGCGACGACAACUAUGAUGGAUACCGAUAGCAAUAAUAAUAACAAUACUGGUGUAAAUGUGAAAUUAAAGGAUGAUGAUAGAAUUAGAUUGAUUGCUUUAGCACAAAAACUCGGUGAUUUACACGAAACGUUGAAACAAGAUGAUAAAGCUGAACAUUAUUAUGUAUGGUCUGUUGAACAAUUACUACAAGCAGCCAAUCAAUUUGAUCAUAACUUAAAUAAUGGUGGCGGUAGUAAUGGCGAGGGUGUUGGGAGUGGGAGUAUUGGAAUGAAUAAUAGUAAUGUCAAUGGUAGCAAUAACGCUGCUACUUCAUCUAAUGUUGGUAGUGGGGGUUUAUUUAAAAAAAAACUUGAUGUAGAUCCAUUGCCAUCAUGGAUGACAUCUACAGAUUUAGGUGCAUCACUUGAAGCAUUGGCUUCAUUUUAUUCUUCAAGACGUAACUAUUCAUAUGCACUCCCACUUUAUCUUCGAUCAUUAUCAUUGAUACACCCACCGGAAUCGUCGUGUCAUUCAGCUGUUUUAAUGAAUAACAUAUCCAAGGUGUUUACAGGCAUGGGUGAACUGAAGGAGGCACAAGGAUGGGCUGAACGAGGAUUAAAAUUGACAGAAAAUUUCCAACAAAAUAAAAAAGGGACAAGGGAAUGCGAUGAAACUUGCGAUGUGAUAUAA
Entrophospora candida is the source of this 1314-nucleotide messenger RNA. The record is from the annotation of a GenBank genome assembly. NCBI's taxonomy places the organism in Eukaryota, Fungi, Glomeromycota, Glomeromycetes, Entrophosporales, Entrophosporaceae.